This is a messenger RNA of Lingula anatina, 4281 nucleotides long. RefSeq lists its product as uncharacterized. The record is from RefSeq and is a predicted model, not a curated record. NCBI's taxonomy places the organism in Eukaryota, Metazoa, Brachiopoda, Lingulata, Lingulida, Lingulidae. Gene Ontology annotation, cellular component: membrane.
UGAGAUAUAAAUAAGAUGCAGUGACAGAGCGUAGAUGUAAGUACUACUUCGUGUUUCAGUUGUCACGGAGUUCCCUACUUCGCUGUGAACUGAGGUUAGGUUCCUGUAAAAUCAAGGAUCUAGCGUCAACUGAAGUGUACACAAGGGCAAAACACUGAAAGUUAUUGGUGUAAAGCAAAAACAUAAUGAAGAAGGCACUGUUACUGACCAUAGCUAUUGUUAUUAUAGCGUUUCUCAUACGAAAUUCGGAGGUGUGCCACCCGGCAGCGGUCAUUAUCCCCGUGAUGACCGCGAUAACAACGAUCGCCGUGGUCUCCAUCGCGACAGCAGCGAAUCAGAAUUGGAAAAAGGGAGGAGGGCGGCCACCCCCUGGUACUCCUGACCACCCCCCCUACGUACUGACAUGCCCUCCUGAUAGGUUCUACACGGCAUCACGAGGGCGAACCACCGCUUACACGUCUGCUGAGUUUGUAAGGGCAACGUAUGGGAGUCCGCCGGAACGCGUCCAAGGGCCAGAGCUUGGCGGAGCGCUAGCAGAGGGAGUCUACAAAAUUGUUUACCGCGGAAACGAUGCCCAGGGCAAACCUCACGAUUGCAGCUUUACCGUCACCGUCAGUGUGACAAGGUGUCCAAGCAACAUGACAGCCCCUGAACACGGGGAAAUGGAAUGCGACCCGCCUGGAAACAUCUAUGGCACACAGUGUAACUUCCGGUGCUCCAAACAAGGCUAUGCCUUGGUGAUACCCGGUGAAACCCGAGAUAUAUCAACAGCCAGAACAGAGUGUACUGCAAAUGGGACUUGGUCUGAGAACAUAUCUCCAGUGUGUGUCCAUCGUUGUCCAGAUAUCCCGCCGCCGGGCAACGGGUAUGUGUCAUGCACAGGGAACAAUAAGAUCAUAUGUAGAGCGUACUGUAAUCCUGGUUACGACAACGCCAUGUUUUAUCAAACGGACCGGGGGUUCUACUGGUGCAGCACUGACGACGGGGUUUGGAAACCAUCCCUUACCAUACCGCCGUGUUCCAAAAUGCCGGACGAUUUUCUUGGACUUUUCCAUACAAGCACAUUUAACGUGAGUUGUAAUGAUAAUAGCUCCCUUGCAAAACUAAAAGAGAGUAUGAUUGCUGAACUACCGACUUUCCUGAAGGAUGAAUACCAAGACGUCAUAGAAAAUUUUACUGUGCGCAUCAAUUGUUCCAAAAAUGAAAGGAAAAAGAGAAGUCUUCAAGAACUUGUUGAACACCAGCGCAUUAAUGACAGCGUCCUUGGAGGUACCGGAGAGGGCACUGCCCAGGUUACCAUUGAGGUCCUGGUGAAAAGAAUUCCUACUGCGUCUGGUUUUGAACGCCGCCAAACUCUUUAUGGGAUAUUUUCCGCCCUUAACAGAGCCACCGAAACAGCGUCGAGCAAUGUCGGUAUUUCUAAGAUAUCUAGAUCCAAGUAUGGUAUUGAUAUUCAAUGCAAAGAAGGCACUGUGAAAAGUGACAUUAAUCUCGCAUGCAUCGCGUGUCCACAAGGAACUUAUUACAACUCGACUUCGAAAGUGUGCACGCUCUGCCCCCUUGGCUCGUAUCAAAAUGAGAGCGGGCAGACGUCAUGUAAAACUUGCCCGAACGGAGAGACAACGCUAUUGACAGGGUCCAAACAAAAUGAUGAUUGUAUUAAACGUCGCAUUUGGGGCCCUUGGACAGCGUGGGGCGAGUGCAGUGUCACGUGCGGUGGUGGGCAUAAAAUGAGGACCAGAAGUUGCGUGACAGAUGCGGAAUUCUGUCCGACACCGGGUCAGGUCGAGAAGAAACCAUGUAAUACAGAGCUAUGUCGCUCUUGUGUCCCUUUAGUCGCCCCAAAUAACUCCGCCCUGCAGUGCCAGAAGGAAAAUGACGCCACCACAUGCAGUCUGACGUGUGCUGAUGGUUAUGGCUUCAGCAGUCCAGUUUUGGAGAAGUACACGUGUGGUCCUCUCACAGCGUUCCUGUGGCCACAUCAAACCACGGAUAACCCUAAUGGCACCCUGCCCAACUGUGCUGAGCUAAAGGAAAAUGACUUGCAAUUUUAUCUACAAACAGAGUUUCCAUUGCCAAGGCCAAUAACUUGCGAUUCUCCAGAAUAUUCCGACGCAGCUGAACAAAUAAAGACCCAUUUUGAUACAUUCGUAGGGUCAUCAAUUUGCCACCAGGCUCAAUUGUGUAGUUUCCAGCCCCCGAAAAUCAUUGAAUGUAUAGUAGCUCCUGAUAAUGCAACUUCAAAGUUGACGGUGGGAUCUCACGGAAAAUACCUCGGAACUGACGUGAAGUCACGCGAGGCAAAGCAAGUGUACGACGAAAUGGUCAAACUUGGUCAAGAUUUCAAAUCGAAGGUUGAAAAUGGGGAGAUUGGUAUCAUUAUUGACGGCCAAUUCAUUCCGCCUGAUAUCUCGUCAACACAGGCCACAGGGGGGCGCGGUUGUCCAUUGGGGUCCAUUUUCACCUCCGACUUUUCAGCGUGUGUUGAGUGUCAGCCAGGCACUUUUUACAUGGAUCCAAAACAAUGCUUUCUUUGUGACAUUGGCUUCUAUCAACCGAAUCAAGGGCAGCUGGAUUGCAUUCAAUGCCCCAGUGAUACUUCAACUAAGACUCGCGGUGCCUCUAGCAUCUCUGAAUGCCUACCAAUAAAGGCUUGUGUGGAUCCCGGUGUUCCUCAACACGGGGAGAGAUAUGGGGAUGAAUUUAACCCAGGUAGAACCGUGUACUUCAAAUGUGACGAUGGCUUCAGAAUGGUGGGUAAACCAUCUUUAAAAUGCAUGGACAGUGGAGUUUGGAGUGGAAGUACCCCUAGAUGUGCCAGAGGCGUUGCGCUGUCUUGCGGUUUUGAAGAAGGUGAUUUGUGCGGUUUUAGAACGGAACAGAUUCGCGGAAAUGCAGACUGGACGAGAACAUCGAACUUGGACUUUCCAAGAGAGGGUGAUGACAUCCCCUUGGUCAAUGACCCUGCACCAACACCCAGAGGCAAAUAUUUUAUUUAUUUAAACUAUUCUGGAGAGGACAGUUAUGAUACACUCUCAGCGAGAGCUAGUUCCCCUAUCGUAGAAAGGAGCAGUUCUCAGUGCUUGGAGUUCCAUUUCAGUGCUGGGGUAAAGACACACUGUGCUAAAAAGCAAAAAGCUCCCCCUUCCUUGUCCAUCAAAGUACAAGACUGGGUGUCCAAAAACCAAACUGAACUUUGGAAAUACAAAGUCAGCACAUUUAUAUCCUGGAGGACGAUGGUCAUUCCCCUACCCCAGUCGUUUGAAGCCUACCAAGUCCAAAUUGAGGGGUCACUUUCAAAUGACCCGCAAAUGUUUUUAGCAGUAGAUGACGUCAUCGUUCGAGCCUGUACUCAAGAUGAUGACACUUCUGGAGCUGUGAGUGGACGAUCUGGUGACGUCAUCAGUAGCUGUAACUUUGAUUGGUCGUUCUGCUCUUGGAAAGACUCACAAUAUUGGAAAAUAGUGAGUUCCGAUCCACACAGCCCCCAGAGGAAAAUCUAUGCAGCCCUAACCAAUCAAGAAACCCGUUCAACUUUUGUGGCAUCUAAUCUGGUGUCAGAAAAUAUCACUGGCAACUCUGAUUUCAUGUGUAUACGGUUUAAAUACAUCGUUCACUCGUUUUCACGCCUUACACUUUUGGUUCGUAUGCGAAAGGGGCCUAACUCAUAUUGGUCCUUUUACGUAUGGUCGGACUGUAUACUCACCAUGAAUUGGCAGUUGGGACCGAACAGUGUCACCCCCUGGCGGGAGGCAGAGGUGACUAUACGAUCACCCGGCCAGGCUUUCCAGUUAGUUUUUUCUGGAGUUUUGUUUGAUUGGAACCCGCGACUGCACGAGAUCGGACUGGAUGAUGUGACCGUCAGUCGUGGAGCCUGUGUUUGAGAGCAAUUUGACCGUGAAAACCAACGAACGUAGACAAGGGCGUUCCUUUUCUUUAAAAAGUGGACCUUUUUAUCCCAUAUGCUGACUCAAAUUGCGAAAUGGCAAAGGGUCAUGGUUUGAUUCAAAGUAGACCUUUGCCGGUCAAAAGGGCGAUUCUUUCGACCCCCCCCCCCAAAUCCUGUCUACGGGCCUGUACGUACAAGGGGCUCUCCACAUGGUAGAUUAUUUGAUUAAUUCCUUUUUGAUCUAUUAGAUUGCAUGUUGAAUGUUCGUAGUAAGUUAUGGGCCGAGAACUAUGUAUACGGAAUUUGAUUUCAUAUUCUCUGUAGCUUCAUUUGAGCAUCUUUGCAUUACUUUUGAUUAAUAGCUUUCUUUUCUUUUCUUUUUUUGAAUUAAA